Messenger RNA from Lycium ferocissimum, 2344 nucleotides. Its product is annotated as WD repeat-containing protein RUP2. Bases 639 to 1802 code for a protein of 387 amino acids. The transcript has a single exon. Gene Ontology annotation, molecular function: protein binding. Lineage: Eukaryota; Viridiplantae; Streptophyta; Magnoliopsida; Solanales; Solanaceae. Gene Ontology annotation, biological process: response to UV-B. The record is from RefSeq and is a predicted model, not a curated record.
CUCCUUCUUUUCAAUUUGUGUGUCUUAGUUCGCACAUACAGUCUUCAAUUAUUAUUUUUGAAAUAAAAUUUUCACGUUUAGAAACUAAAUAAAAAGUAUCAUAAGUGAUAAUAGUUAAGAUAAAAUGUUUAAAAAAUAUUUGAAAAAAUUGUACUCCAGCAAAAAAAGAAAAUCUUUAAUUCUUCAAAUAAUAACUAGAUCGCACGUAAAUUUGAGGCAGAGAGAGUAUUGUUCAAAGAUUUCGCACGGUUAUAUAAUAUUAAUUUCUCAACUUCUUAUAAAGGCAUAAUAAGAGUGUACUUUUAUGAAGAGACAAAAGGUUUUGCUUAUUCCACGUAACACAGUGUGCAUUAGUAUCCACAGCAUUUAGUUCUAACAAAAGAAAUAUGAGGUACAUAUUCUACCACAAUUCCUUUUUGUCUCCUCCACUUGUAUACUACUAAACCAUAUACAAUUCCCCCUGCACAACUCCCUUGCCUUCUUUAAACUAUACUACUCAAAUAUAUUAAUCCAUCAAACUAUAAAGUAUAAUGUUCUUCCUUAAUUUCCAAAAAUGUCUUGCACCAACUCUUCUCCUUGCUACUACAAUUUUUAUUUCUCCAAAAAGUUAGUAGCAAUCACUUUGACAUGAAUGGGAAAUGACGGAUAUCUCAUCAAGUUUCCAUCAAGAACAAGAAGGGGUAACAGAAAAACAAGUACCACAAGGAGAAGAGAAAGAAAAAGAAGAUCAAGAAGAAGAGAAAGCAAGAUGUGAAUGGGAUUUUCAUCUUUCUACUGUGAUUUCAUCUUGCAAUAGUAUUAAUGGAUCUGUUUGUGACACACUUGGUGUUUUAGAAUUUGACCCUUGUUGUAAUUUCCUAGCUUCUGGUGGAAUUGCUAGGAAAAUUCGAAUUUACGACGUAAAUUCGUUGUCACAAGAAGAGAGAGAAGGCGACAAGCGCACCACUGGUGAGCCUGUGGCUUUGGAUCAUAGCAAUGCAUGUAACUUUUAUAUUUGUACUCCUGCAAAACUCAGUAGCUUAAAGUGGAAACCCGGUUGGGGUAGUCAGGUUUUAGGGUCGGGUGAUUACGAUGGAGUUGUCAUGGAAUAUGAUUUAGAGAAGAAAAUGCCCGUUUUCGAACGGGAUGAACAUGGUGGUAGGCGGGUUUGGAGCAUUGACUACUGUCAUUUGGAUCCGGUUUUGGGUGCGUCCGGAGCGGAUGAUGGAACCAUGCAAAUGUGGGACCCGCGUUGUGGCGAUAACGGGAAGUGCUUGGCUAUGGUACAACCUUGUAAGCAAUACAGUCCGGUGUGUUGCGUGGAAUUCAAUCCGUUCAGAGGUCAAAUCGUAGCCAUUGGAUGUGCCGACCGGAGGGUCUAUGCUUAUGAUAUACGGAAAAUGAUGGACCCUCUUUUCAUCCUUGACGGACAUCAGAAAGCAGUUACUUACAUUCGAUUUCUUGAUGAACGUACGAUUGUCUCUUCAAGUGUAGACGGGUGUUUAAAAAUGUGGAGUGCGGAGGAUCAACGGGUUAUUCGUACCUACAAGGGGCACAACAAUAGUAAGAGGUUUGUUGGUUUAUCAGUAUGGAGACCUGGUGGAUUAAUUUGUUGUGGCUCAGAAAGUAACCAAGUUUUUGUGUAUGACAAGAGAUGGGGUGAGCCAAUUUGGGUCUACGGACGCGAACCCAUGGGUCUAACCGGGUAUGACCAUGGGUUCGUUAGUAGCGUAUGCUGGCAACAAAAGGAAGAGAAUCGAUGCACACUCGUGGCUGGGGACUCAGAUGGUGUUUUGCGGGUUUUCAAUGGCAAGAGAAGAUGAUUAAUUAUUCAGUGACAGACGCAGAAUUAAAUCGUUUUUAAAUGACAACAGAAGAUGAACGAUAAUAAUUCAGGAUGCAGAUUUGAAUCGUUGUGAAGAUGAAUGAUUAUUGGGUGACGGGCGCAGAAUUAAGUACAUGUUAUAUUCGGAGAAAAGCUUUCCGCAAGUAUUAGGCAUAAUGUGUACUAUUGUUUUUCGUGAGAAGUCAUAGAAACCAAGGCCAACCCAAAAAGGUAAUUAACCCAUUUCCUUUUUUUUUUUCUUUUUAUUUCCACCCUUUUUCAUUCUCAUUUUAAUAGGAAUUAAAGGAAUUAUAGGCCACUUACAUUGUCUGAAAUAGAUAGAGGAUAUGAUUCUAUAGAGAUAUAUGAAGAAAAAGGGAAAAUUAAACUGCAAUGCCAUUUUAUUCUCGUUGUUCUCUCUUCGAGGUGACUGUAUAAUAAAAGCGAAUAUCAUUUACUGACAGAUCUUUGUAGAAAGCAUAAACAUGUAUGCUGAACUUUAUGACGAAUAGAUUCUCCUAUUUCGCAUUAUUAAUGAAA